Messenger RNA from Lutra lutra (Eurasian river otter), 9667 nucleotides. RefSeq names its product KIAA1549 like. Bases 121 to 6351 code for a protein of 2076 amino acids. The record is from RefSeq and is a predicted model, not a curated record. The transcript has 23 exons. NCBI's taxonomy places the organism in Eukaryota, Metazoa, Chordata, Mammalia, Carnivora, Mustelidae.
CCCCGCCCUCCGGCGCCCGGGCCAUGGCCGGAGAUGCCCGGUGAGGACCGGGGCGCCGAAGGCUGGGCUCCCCGGCGCGGUGCGGAGCGAGGCAGCGGCCUGGAUGUGUGAAGCGUCCCCAUGGCUCGGCAUGAGGCGAAGCCCCAGGGCCCGAGGGAAGCUGGGUCGGCGGCACGGGGGCGCAGGGGCCGGGCCGGCAGGGGAGCAGCCCGCCGCCCGGGCGUGAGGGGCUCGGGGCUGGCGCCGGUUGCCCGGGCCGCCGCGUCCCAGGAUGCGCCGCCGCCGCCGCUGCCUCCGCUGCUGCUGGGACUCGUGCUGCUGGCGGCCCUCUCCGAGCACUGCCUGGCCGACACGGGAGUACACAAUCUACAGAUAACAGUCAGCCCGACCCCAGAGUCAUUUCCUCAUGGGAAAGCAUUACCGAUUUCACCAACAUGGCCUUUCUCAGAAGUCCAGUCUUCCUUGGCAGCGGCCAGAAUCCAGAAUGUGCUGGGACCGUCCCCUGACAACACGAGCAUGCUGCAGCUCCCCCGAACACCUCCGCCGAAGACACACCGCAGAGCUAGGGCUCACGGGGACUUCUCUUCCUCCCCUUACCAAGGAAGUGGCCAUAGCGCCUUUCUCGAGCCUUCCAAGGAUUCCACGGAGUCUGUGGUCCAGCCGAGAUCUCAAGGGGAAAAAGACGCAGCCUCCAUGUCAGGACAGCGGCCCGAGCUGCCCCCCACAGCAGGUCCUCACUCCACAGGUUCCCCCACACCUGAGUUGUUGAACUCCACGACAGAACUGGCCCACCUGCCUCCCAUUCCCCUAGUACCUGGAAGUCUUCCUCGGCGUCCAGAUGGACCGCCUUCACAGGCAGUGGCAGAAGGGGCCUCAAGUCCUACAUCCACCCACUCUGUGGAAGCUGGGGUGGCCAAGGGCGUGCACAGUGAGGUGUCUUUGCCGACUUCUAAGAGUGCAGCAGCCACCGCUGUGACCCAGGAGGCUGUGUCUUUGCUUUCCCAGACUGCAAGAUCUGGGGCAAUGGAAAUGACCACAAGAAAGCUAACCCCUGCUACUGCAAAUGACUCCACUCACCCACUGCUUUUGCCAGCCACUCCAGAGAAUUCUGAAGGGCCCAAUUUUUCGGCAGAACACACGGCUUCCUCGUUGGUGCCUUCUCCUCUGCCUCUCCCCACUGCCAGCCAAGGGCAAGCCAUCUUUUCUGGGGCAUGGAACAUCACAGCAGCCAACUCUCCCUCCCCACCCACUUUCGCCCAGCUGGCGCAGAAUCAGGCUUCCCCAUCCACUGCACCCCAAAAGCCAACUCCUCAAGAAGAGGGCACCAGCGGGUCCCCUCCGACCGCAGCUACAGAUUUCCCCCGGUCUAGCAAAUCUCCCGAUCUCCUUUCUGCAACUUGGGCCUCUCUCCUGCGGGAGGAAGAGAGCGUGACAGCUGUUUUAAAGAAAAACGAAAAGGCAAACUUGACAGUUGCUCUCCAGACCCUUCCGAGAAAAGACAUUCUGAGUCUUCACACUGUAAAUGGGUUCCCCUCUGAUUCCAGCACGGAUCGUAUUUCAUCUUUUCUCCUUACAACACUGAGAACAAACCUCCCUUCAGAAUCAGCGCUCCCUUCCAUGCCGUCCGUACGAGGCCCCCAGACUGUUUUCCCAACUCCCCGCUCGUCCAGCGCCAACCCAGAGGCUCCUGCAGCUGCAGAAGGCCGCUCUGAGUCGCCACUCCCAACGUCCCAACAGGUGACAGCAUUUCCCUCCUCCGCUGAGGUCUAUGACUUCUCAACAAUGAGACGUGUUUUAAAGCCAGCGACCACAGAUGUUUUCGGGAGUUCUCUUCCCACAGAAACUGGAUCCCUCUCCAUACAGCCAAUGAGAUCUGGCUUGCAGCAGCAGACAAAUUAUGAUUUAAAUGGGCACACAGUUCACUCCACCCGUUGGGAAACUCGUUCAGCUUCAACUCCUCCUCCCGGUGGUUCAACUUCAGCUGCCAGAACAAUAAAAUCUUCGGAUCUCAGAGCUACUGCUGAGCCAUUAGUGACUGCAGAAGGCUUCACCGUCCAGCAUCCUGCCCUUUGUACCAGCGCCAACCAGCCUGUCCCACAGUCAGAGGUUACCAUGGUUGGAAACCAAACAGAUGUGGUGUCCUUAACCGGUGCCUAUUCCAGAGACUUCCAAACAGCCGAGGUUGAAGAGGACCCACCCGCAGGCCAACACGCUGCGUCUCCUGCCCGUCUCCAGCUGCCUGGGCAUGCAACACCCGCUCUUCUGCCGGCCUCUUCAAGGCUGACUUCCGUGGCCCACGUCCACGAAGUGCUUUCAGACGGAAUGGAUAGGAGUCUCUCCAUUUCCAGUGAUGUCUAUCCAUCUCCUGAGAUAAGCGCUUCUUCACCAUUCCAGAGUCCUUUGAGAGAUCACACGAUGGCUGAGUCUCCUCUACCAAGCAGGGCCGGACUCAGGACCCCGUCCAAAGUGCUGCUGGCUUCUCGGGGCCCCGACAAAUGGACAGGUGCAACCACGCAUGCAGCGGACCCCUCAGUGUCGUCCAGGGCAGAACCAACAGCAGCAGCCACCACUGCAGCUAUGUCGUUCCUGGGGAAAUCGAGUCCACGGGCGCUGUCUGCAGCCCUGAUCGCCAAGGGCCCUGGCAGUAACCCUUCGGCCGUGGCCUCAGGAUUAGUUAAGAGCAGCUGGACCGCUGCUCUAGCUAAAAAUGCCACAAACAACACAGCGCCUGGCCCAAAGACGACAGCGGGGGCGGUGCAUCCGACCUUCUCCCUCACGCCAACCUACAUGUUUUCCAGAACAGCACACACCAUGAGUGCUCACACAGCCAUGCAAGGGAACACAGGCACCGCCUCUGGCCUGCUGUCCACGACACACCUCCCCAGGAAACCACAAGCCAUGCACACGGGCCUUCCCAACCCCACCAACCCAGACAUGCCCCGGGCAGCCACCGCCCGCCCGCUGACCAUCACAGCAGCCUUGACGUCCGUCACCGCACCAGUGAGGGCCACCCGCUUGCCACCCGCACUGGCGGGAAAUACAGAUGCUGCUCUCCCCGCUGCGUCAACUUCCGUGGUCACCACCGGCAAAAUGGCGUCCAACCUGGAGUGUCAGAUGUCCAGUAAACUCCUGGUGAAGACAGUUCUCCUUCUGACCCAGAGGAGAGUGCAGAUCAGUGAAACCUUGAAGCUCAGUGUAGCCAAAGGGCUCACACAGGCAUUACGGAAGGCUUUCCACCAGAAUGACGUCUCGGCUCACGUGGACAUUCUGGAACAUUCUCAUAACAUCACCGUGGGUUAUUAUGCUACCAAGGGGAGGCUGGUGUACUUGCCUGCUGUAGUGAUCGAAAUGCUGGGUGUUUACGGGGUCAGCAACGUCACCGCAGAUCUGAAACAGCAUACCCCAAACUUGCAGUCGGUGGCAGUCCUUGCCUCCCCGUGGAAUCCCCAGCCUGCUGGCUACUUCCAGCUGAGAACAGUGCUGCAGUUCGUGAGUCAGUCCGACAACAUCCAGUCCUGCAAGUUUGCUCAGACGAUGGAGCAGCGGCUGCAGAAGGCCUUCCAGGAUGCUGAGAGGAAAGUCCUGAAUACCAAAAGCAACCUGACCAUUCAGAUGGUGAGCACAUCCAACGCCUCCCAGACAGUCACCUUGGUGUACGUGGUGGGCAAUCGGAGCUCCUUCCUCAACGGCACGGUCGCCAGCAGCCUCCUCCGCCAGCUCUCGGCUGAGCUGGUUGGGUUCUACCUCACCUACCCACCGCUCACCAUUGCUGAACCGCUGGAAUAUCCUAACCUUGAUAUAUCAGAAACAACCAGAGACUAUUGGGUAAUUACAGUGCUCCAGGGCGUGGACAGUUCGCUGGUGGGCCUGCACAACCAGAGCUUUGCCCGGGUCAUGGAGCAGCGCCUGGCCCAGCUCUUCAUGAUGUCCCAGCAACAAGGCCGGCGGUUCAAACGGGCCACCACCCUGGGAAGCUACACCGUACAGAUGGUAAAGAUGCAGCGGGUGCCGGGACCCAAGGACCCAGCGGAGCUGACUUACUACACCCUGUACAACGGGAAGCCUUUGCUGGGGACUGCAGCUGCCAAGAUCCUGAGCACCAUUGACUCCCAAAGGAUGGCCUUGACCCUGCAUCAUGUUGUCCUUCUGCAAGCUGACCCCGUGGUGAAGAACCCACCCAACAACCUGUGGAUCAUCGCCGCGGUGCUGGCGCCCAUUGCCGUUGUCACGGUCAUCAUCAUCAUCAUCACCGCCGUGCUCUGCCGGAAGAACAAGAACGACUUCAAGCCAGACACCAUGAUGAACCUACCUCAGAGAGCAAAGCCUUUGCCCAGUGGUUCCCUUCAUAUAAUUGAUGAGAACAUGGCUCCCUGGAACAGGCAGCCUUACGGGAAAGUAGUUAGGGCCACAUCCAGAUGCAGGAUGGAGCUUGGAGGGCCCGCAAUGGUUGGCAUGACCAUCUGCUCGGGACAGCCUGUGCAAGGCUUUGAUUAUGCCAAGCAGCACCUGGGCCAGCAAGGGGCAGAUGAGGAGGUCAUCCCUGUGACUCAGGAAACGGUGGUCCUUCCACUCCCUGUUAGAGAUCCUCCUGCCUCUCAGGAAAGAGACAUCGCCCAGGACGGAAGCACCAUCAAGACGGCCAAGUCCACCGAAACCAGAAAGAGCAGGUCGCCCAGUGAGAAUGGCUCUGUCAUCAGCAACGAAUCAGGGAAGCCCAGCUCAGGGAGGCGCUCGCCCCAGAAUGUCAUGGCACAGCAGAAAGUGACAAAGGAGGAGGCACGGAAGAGAAAUGUGCCGGCGAGUGAUGAAGAGGACGGAGCUGUGCUUUUCGACAAUGCUGGCAAGGCGGCUGCCGAUCCCUUUGACACGUCUUCCGGAUCCGUGCAGCUCAUUGCUAUAAAACCCACAGCCCUCCCCGUGGUGCAUCCCACAUCGGACAGGAGCCAGGAGUCGGCGGCCCUCAAUGGCGAGGUGAACAAAGCCCUGAAGCAGAAGUCAGACAUCGAGCACUAUCGGAACAAGCUGCGCCUUAAAGCCAAGAGGAAGGGUUAUUAUGACUUCCCCCCAGUGGAGACAAGCAAGGCUCAGACAGAAAGGAAAAAGAUGUACGAGAAAACCCAAAAGGAAAUUGAGCACGUUUUGGAUCCAGACCCAGAACUCUGUGCCCCAUUUGCUGAGCCUAAGAACAGGCAACCGAUGAAGAACUCUGUCUACCGAAGCCGGCAGUCUCUGAACAGCCCGAGUCCGGGGGAGACAGAGAUGGACCUUCUGGUGACUCGGGAGCGACCCCGGCGCGGGAUCCGUAACAGUGGAUACGAUACGGAGCCUGAGAUCAUAGAGGAAACCAACAUUGACAGGGUGAAUGAGCCCCGCGGCUACGGCAGGUCAAGGCAGGUGAAGGGCCACUCAGAGACGUCCACACUCAGCUCCCAGCCCUCCAUCGACGAGGUCCGGCAGCAGAUGCACAUGCUGCUGGAAGAAGCCUUCAGCCUGGCAUCUGCGGGCCACGCAGGCCAGAGCCGGCACCAGGAAGCCUACGGUUCAGCGCAGCAUCUUCCCUACUCGGAGGUGGUGACCAGCGCUCCAGGGACCAUGACGCGGCCCAGGGCAGGGGUGCAGUGGGUGCCCACCUAUCGCCCAGAAAUGUACCAGUACAGUCUGCCGCGGCCGGCAUACAGGUUUUCCCAGCUUCCUGAAAUGGUCAUGGGCUCUCCCCCUCCGCCUGUACCUCCCCGGACUGGCCCUGUGGCUGUUGCUUCUCUCAGGCGGUCCACCUCGGACGUGGGCAGCAAGACCAGGAUGGCCGAGUCUGCGGGGCCCGAGCCCGCUCAGCUGCACGACAGCGCCUCCUUCACGCAGGUGUCCAGAGGCCCCGUGUCCGUGGCGCAGUUGGAUCAGUCGGCUUUAAAUUACUCAGGUAAUACAGUGCCGGCAGUGUUCGCCAUCCCAGCUGCCAACAGACCUGGCUUUACCGGCUACUUCAUCCCGACGCCUCCCUCGUCCUACAGGAACCAGGCCUGGAUGUCCUAUGCAGGAGAAAAUGAGCUCCCAAGCCAGUGGGCCGAUUCGGUCCCCCUCCCAGGGUACAUCGAGGCUUACCCCCGGUCACGAUAUCAGCAGAACUCUCCAUCCAGACUCCCUCGCCAGUACAGCCAGCCCGCAGGCAUGCACCCCAGCCUGGAGCAGGCUCCGGGGCCGUCCACGGCGGCCUCUCAGCAGAGCCUGGCCGAGAACGACCCAUCGGACACACCCCUGACCAACAUCUCCACUGCGGCCCUUGUGAAGGCCAUCCGGGAGGAGGUGGCCAAGCUGGCCAAGAAACAGACAGACAUGUUUGAGUUCCAGGUCUAAUACCUCCGCCCCGUGGGACUUCCAGACUCCAAGGAAACAGUCUUCCGGUGCCUCGGCCUGACCUGCUGGGACUUGAGGCACAGACCCUGUGGGAGUCAUUCUCACCCUCUGAAAAGGUGAACACUGGGCUUCUGGGCCACCGAGGACACUCUUGGCCAACUGGAUUCUUGGCUUCUUCUGCUGAUUGUACAUCAAGAAGUCCCCGCGUGGGGCCAUGUUUGAUAGUCUGUGAAGUUAAAUGUUUGAACUGUGGUGUAUUUCCCUACGGAGCCUUAGUCACAAGAGACACUAACUGAUCUGCAGAUCCCUGUCCAAGGCCACUUUUUAAUAAGUCACCGGAAGGGGGAGAACAUUGCUCUGUCUUCGGUGAGUUCUGCAUGUUAACCCUGUUUCUGUGUUAAAGGCGAUGUAGGCAUCUGAUUAAGCGCCAGACCACACACUCUCUCUCAUUCAGUCGUGACUGUAAUCAUUAGUCACCUCCGGUCCGUCAAGGAGGCGUUGACUCCAGCCAAGAAACUCGAGCCCUUUUCUUUUAAAGGUUCAGAUUCAAAGUCAGAUGAAUUGGAUGAAAAUCGGUACUGUCUAUGACUCCACCUAUAAAUAGUCCUGACCCUUUUUUCCUCCCGUUCAUUAAACAAAGGCCGAGGAAGAGAGAAGAUUGAGGGGGAAUGGUGGGUUUGGGUUGACAGAUUUUUUGGAAAGGUGUUGUCAUUUUGGAACUUAAGUGCCCUGCAAGGUCGUAUCUAACUGAAAGAAAAUGGAUGCUAAGAGCUUUGAGGAUUAUACAAAAAAACCAGUCAUACAUCUGAGGUCUUUCUUUGCCCGGCAAUGAAGGUGGCCUGAGAACAAAGCUUCUCUCUCUUUUGAGAUAAAAGAAAUAUCAACGUUUGCAGGAAAACCUGUCUCUUCAACAGUGACGUCCAGCGUGCACUGCCGAGGGACAGAGAAGGACAGAGUAACUGAUGCCUCUUCCGAAGCAGAAACAGUGAAUCCCCCGUCUCCCUCUCCCCUGGCUGCAGCCUCUGUUUAUAGAAGCUUCUGAAUGUAGAAAAUCUGUUGAUUUACGUUUAGAUGUAAAUACCAUUUUUAAAGUGUAUGGAGUUUGCCAGUUCCCUCUGUCCCCACCCCCACAGUCAACGGAUGCAGGAGGACAUUGGCUUACUUUAGGACCGCCAUGUGGCAAAUGGCACUCCCUGGCAUGGUGAGGCGGUCUCCAGAGCUCUGAGUGGACACUGCCUUGCAGCCCCGAGGCACCAGCUGCUGACCGUCAAUGCCUAAGCAAACCAGCCACCGACUUCAGGUGGCCCCAGGGAGGGAACCUUCUGGCUCCCUCGCCAGCUCUGGUGGGGGCCUCCUUGGUGUCUGUUGGAGAAUGAGGUCCUGUCCUGCCUUCACCCAUGACCCAUCUAGCUUCAGCUGUGUCCAUGCCUUCUGAGCCCAUCUUGCCAUUUUUCCUCAUGAGUUUCUUUGGUCUUUACUGAGAGAAGGUGGAAAUUUAAAAGUUGAGAGACGAGUAGGAGUGGAACUGAUUAGAAUGGAGAUUCAAACUGUCAAAGCACAGACUUUUCAAAGAAGCUGUUUUUAUUUCCCAAUGGCAAAUUGCCCUUUCUGGAAAGUUCCAGAGAUGAUGUGUCAUGGAAUCCCCCCAAACAAGUCUCUUGUUCGGAUGAUAUUAGGUAGUGUCCUUUUGGUAUGCUGGUCGAUCUUUCAUAGUGUUAGUUUUUUGUUACUUAAAAAAAAAAAAUCAGCUAUAAAUAAAAUGUAUUUUUGUAAUUUCCAUGUGUAUAUAUGGUAUAUUUCUACCAAUGGCCAGUUGUUGUAGUCCAAAACCUAAAUCAGCUUGCAAAACACUGUGGAUGGUGUAAGAUUUUAUUGACAGAUUAACACAACGCCUAAGUCUAUCCAAAUAGGUAUUCAAUGCACUUGAAUGAACAAAGAGCCAAAGAAACUCAGCCUUUUCAUGCAAAUGGUAUGAGUCUGAUAAAGUCAGCCACAUUGUCCCGCCUUAUCAAUAAUAUUAAUAUUUCAUCAGUGCAAUGAUAUCAACCCAGUACUUUGUCUACUUGGUAAAUGCCUGGAUAUCCUGUAUGUGAAAAUGAAGUUUCAAGACCUUAGAGUGAUGAAACUAGACACUUCAAAGCCGGUGUCCGAGCUUUGGAUGUUCCAGUGACUUACGGAGAAUGAGCCUACAGCUAGUAGUGGUGCGGCUCCAGUUUGCUCAGAGGACGGAGAAACAAAUCAUUGCGGUCUUUGCAGAACCCCAGGAAGUACUGAGUCAGUCAACUGAGAUGACUAAAAAUAUAGCGUGCUAAAUCAGACACACUCGUAAACUAGACACCACAGGUUUAAGAAAAGUAUAUGGGAGGAAAACCUUAAGCUGAAAAGAAAUCAAUCUGUUCAUGAUUUUUCCAGCACCAGGGAGACACCUGCCAUUUUUAGAUUUUCUGUGACUGGUAAAUUAUGUGGUCCCUUCUCUGAAGAGACUCCUGACCUCGUGGAGGGGACAGAUGCCUGGACAGCUGAUUGUGAGCAAAGACAGAUGGGCAGAAGUGCCUCAUGGAAGUGAAAAUAGAGUUCUGUGAGAGCCCAGAGGCUCUACGUUCUUCCUGACCUUCCAGAUGGUUGAAGAAGCCACGAAGGACCUUGGCAGUCUCGGAGAAGACUUUCUGGAAAAGCAAAGCGACCUGCUUGAGGAUUCCAGCCCAAGCCUGCUGAUUCAUGAUUCAACUUGCUUUCCAUUUCACCACGCUGCCUGCACGCUUGUCUGUGACGCGUUUCUUGAACUGUGCUAGGAAGUUUAAACAGUAGACCAGGGUCAGAUGAGGGACGCCCUAUAUUCUCGUGAAGAGAAAAGAUGACUGGAUAUGUAGAGGACUUCAGAUAAAGUGUAUAGAGGACGAUGCGUUUGUGGCAUAAUAAACAUUUUUCAGAACUUGUUUUGAUGUGAGUUUUCUGCAUUCCUGAAAAGAAAUGCAUUUUGGCUUUUUCCAGAGAGUCAUCAAGGAAAUGGUGUUCUCCUCAACUGCUGAUGUUCAAGACUACAGGGGUGCAUUCCUCUCUUAGUGCCAUGGAUCCAAACGAUCAGGGAGGGAGGCCAUGACCACGUGUCAUGUGGGGGCCACAGAUUCUUUGCUCUGCCUUAGGGAAGGCUGCCCCAUGUGCAGAAGCCUGAAAGUCUGUCGUGUGCCCAGGUACCUAGGAUCUGAGAUGGCAGUGAUCACCUACAGCACCAGAAGUGCUCUCUUUCAGGGUGUGGUGUGGGCUUACUGUUGUGUCCCACCCCCAUUCAUAUGUUGAAAUCCUAACCCCAACAUGA